CCUUCAAGCUCCAAUCCCUGUGCUUUCCUUUCCUAUACGACUAUGACGGAUCCAUUGAAGACGCUGGAUGACGGGCGCCAGAAGCCGGCUGCAAUAUCUCGGAGGAUAUACGCUAUUGCUGGAAUAUCAGUCACAGUCUACGGUCUGCAGGAGUUACAGACGCAGGCGGAGAAUGUAGCCUGUCUUUGGUUGCUGCAUCCUAGAUUGGCUACCCAAGAACGCAUGGCCGACAUCGCUGCUUCCAGUAUCACUGACUGGAAUGGCCGUAACGAAGGCACCUCUUCAAAGAAGGGUUUGAUUGCGGUCUCAUUCGACCAAAGGAAUCAUGGCACCCGCAUGGUUGAUCCUCUGGCAAAUGAAGCUUGGCGACAAGGCAAUCCACGCCAUGCUCAGGAUAUGUUUUCCAUCUUCCAGGGCACUGCCAGGGACACCUCUCUAUUGAUGGACUAUCUUGCUGCCUAUGUUUUCCCCAAUGGCGAACAUACAAUCUCAGAGAACCUAGUCCUUGGUGUGUCCCUCGGUGGGCAUGCCGCAUGGAGCUGCCUCUUGCAUGACUCGCGCGUCAGCGCUGGUGUCGUGAUAAUUGGCUGCCCUGACUAUCUCAACCUCAUGGUGGACCGUGCGCGAUUGUCAAAAAUACCUUCCUGGACUAAGACCAACCCUCCCGGCUCGGAGAUCAUUGGCUCUGAGGCGUUCCCAAAUUCAUUUGUGGACAUUGUCAAGAAAUAUGACCCCGCUAGUCUUAUGCUUAGCCAUGUUCCGAAUGCCCCGGGCCCUUUGCGAGAUGGGACUCUUCCAGAACCAACAGAUGCAGAGAAGCAGGAACUUCGAUCACUUUUAUCACAACGCCUCGCGGGCAAGCGUAUUCUGAACCUGUCGGGUGGAAUGGACAAGCUUGUUCCCUAUCAUCGGGGAGAAGCCUUCCUCAGGUGGUUCAAGAUGGCAGUGUCAUCUGAUGGCUGGUUCGGCGAUGGUGGUAUCACAUUUGAGGAUAUCAUUGACCAGAAUGCCGGCCAUGAAGUGACCCCCAAGAUGGCUGAGCAGGCGAUCCGUUUUAUACGCGAGACUUUAGAAGAGAGUGCCGAUAGACAGAACCGUAGAGGCUCCGUACGCGAGUCCAAGAUCUAG
This is a messenger RNA of Penicillium chermesinum, 1128 nucleotides long. RefSeq lists its product as uncharacterized. The transcript has 2 exons. NCBI's taxonomy places the organism in Eukaryota, Fungi, Ascomycota, Eurotiomycetes, Eurotiales, Aspergillaceae. The record is from RefSeq and is a predicted model, not a curated record. The annotation marks the transcript as partial.